AGCGGGACACUUAGCGCGCCUGCGCAAUGGGCGUUGGUCCGCUCGUUCUCUGUCGGGUCAUUGUCGUGCUUUUUGUUCCGCAGUAGGAGGCUUGGAGGCAGAGGAUUUUUCGCCUUUGUUUCCCUUCUUUAGCUUCUCCACCUAUGGACUCUGAAAGCUACUGCUGCUACUACGGAGCUAGACAGUUGCUGUCACGGCUCUAGGAUGCAAUUAAAAAUCACUGGAAUGGAGAGAAAGUGUCAUAAUCAUCCUAUGUUAUGCUCCUUGUCAAAAAUGUACACAUUCCUGCUAGGUGCCAUAUUCAUUGCUUUAAGCUCAAGUCGCAUCUUACUGGUAAAAUAUUCCGCCAAUGAAGAGAACAAGUAUGAUUAUCUUCCAACUACUGUGAACGUGUGCUCAGAACUGGUGAAGCUAGUUUUCUGUGUGCUUGUGUCAUUCUGUGUUAUGAAGAAAGAUCAUCCAAGUAUGAAUUUGAAAUGUGCUUCCUGGAAGGAAUUCUCCAAUUUCAUGAAGUGGUCCAUUCCUGCCUUUCUUUAUUUCCUGGAUAACUUGAUUGUCUUCUAUGUCCUAUCCUAUCUUCAACCUGCCAUGGCUGUUAUCUUCUCAAAUUUUAGCAUUAUAACAACAGCUCUUCUAUUCAGAAUAGUGCUGAAGCGGCAUCUAAACUGGAUACAGUGGGCUUCCCUCCUGAUUUUAUUUUUGUCUAUUGUGGCCUUGACUGCUGGAACUAAAAUGUCAGAGCAUAACCUGGCAGGACAUGGAUUUCAUCAUGAUGCCUUCUUCAGCCCAUCCAAUUCCUGCCUUCUUUUCAGAAGAGAGUGUUCCAGAAAAGACAAUUGUACAAUAAAGGAGUGGACUUUUCCUGAAGCUAAGUGGAAUAUCACAGCCAGGGUUUUCAGUCACAUCCGUCUUGGUUUGGGCCAUGUUCUUAUUAUAAUCCAAUGUUUCAUUUCUUCAAUGGCCAACAUCUAUAAUGAAAAGAUAUUGAAAGAAGGGAACCAGCUCACUGAAAGCAUCUUCAUACAGAACAGCAAGCUCUAUUUCUUUGGCAUUCUUUUUAAUGGACUGACCCUAGGUCUUCAGAGGAGUAACCGAGAUCAAAUUAAGAACUGUGGAUUUUUUUAUGGCCACAAUGCAUUUUCAGUAGCCCUUAUUUUUGUGACUGCAUUCCAGGGCCUUUCAGUGGCUUUCAUCCUGAAGUUCCUGGAUAACAUGUUCCAUGUCUUGAUGGCCCAGGUCACCACUGUCAUCAUCACAGCAGUGUCUCUCCUGGUCUUUGACUUCAGGCCCUCUCUAGAAUUUUUCUUGGAAGCCCCAUCAGUCCUUCUCUCAAUAUGUAUUUAUAAUGCCAGCAAGCCUCAAGGUCUAGAGUAUGCACCUAGGCAAGAAAGGAUCCGAGAUCUAAGUGGCAGUCUUUGGGAGCGUUCUAGUGGGGAUGGAGAAGAACUGGAAAGACUUACCAAACCCAAGAGUGAUGAGUCAGAUGAAGAUACUUUAUAAUUGGUACCCACAUAGUUGGAAGCUUUACAAACCUUAUUUUCACAUUUUCAGCAUUUGUAAUAUUUAUCUUUCCACUUUGAUAAACCAGGAAUGUUUCUAAAGCAUAAUGCUCUUUGUAUAUAUCUAACCACUCCCUAAGUAGUUACACAACUAAGGCUUAGAAUAUCCAAAGGCUAAAAAAUUCUAAGGAAAUAAUAUAGAAGUAAUAGUAUAAAAAAUACAUUAACAGCUCAUUACAUUAACUUGACAAAUCAGCAAGAUGCCUUUGCAGAUUAUUUUUCUUGACCCCCAAAUUUCCAAAAACUGGCAAUGAUUAUGUUAACUAUGCCUAUAAAUAUACAGAUAGAGAUCAGUUUGCCAGAUUGUCAUAAUUAUGUAGUUCUGAUCUACAGGCCAAACUCUUCUCUUUUUUAUCAUUAUAAAUAUCACCUAUGUUGCCCCAUGAAUUUUGAGAUCCUAGAGAUAGUCAUUUUGCAAGUAAAGGUCAAAGGGAUUCUUUCUAAAAAUGAUGGUUGAAACACCAAUAUCUGGCUAUAUCACACAAGUGUGAGUAAUGACAUCUGUGCUAAAUGUUUUGCUGAAGAAGCAACUUUUCAGAAGCAGGAUCUCAGAAUUUUAAUUUGUAUGGAUUUGUGGGAAAUGUAGUUUUUAAUAAUUAUCUUUCUAUAUUUUUAAGUUGGUUUCCAGUCACCACAGUUACCACUUGUAUUUUAAACCACUUAAGCCAUGGUGGGAUGUUUUUUCUCAGUUGGUGUCUUACAAAGUUGACAUCAUUACUCUUAAGUUAUUAUAUCUUGGAGAAUUAGUAAGACAUUGUAUUAGUUAUUAAUUUAGACUUGUGACUGUCAUAUGUUUUCAUGUCAUAUCUUGUUCCCAAGAAUUGAGACACUGGUUUCAGAAUUAAACCAAUUGUCAGUAAAGCUAAUGCCUAAAAGCUUUUAAAAGGAUCCUUUUAAAAGGGUCACUUUGUAAACAAAUGUUGACUUAGUGAAAUAUGAAUAGUAUUACUCUAAAAAUAGGAAAACCAGUAAUAAAUAAAGCACUUUACUGUUUCACACUUAUCAA
Carlito syrichta (Philippine tarsier) is the source of this 2565-nucleotide messenger RNA. It is a transcript of the gene SLC35A5, whose product is annotated as solute carrier family 35 member A5. Bases 205 to 1500 code for a protein of 431 amino acids. Gene Ontology annotation, cellular component: Golgi membrane. The record is from RefSeq and is a predicted model, not a curated record. The transcript has 7 exons. Lineage: Eukaryota; Metazoa; Chordata; Mammalia; Primates; Tarsiidae. Gene Ontology annotation, biological process: pyrimidine nucleotide-sugar transmembrane transport. Gene Ontology annotation, molecular function: pyrimidine nucleotide-sugar transmembrane transporter activity.